Ruditapes philippinarum (Manila clam) is the source of this 921-nucleotide messenger RNA. RefSeq names its product zinc finger protein 593-like. Lineage: Eukaryota; Metazoa; Mollusca; Bivalvia; Venerida; Veneridae. The record is from RefSeq and is a predicted model, not a curated record. Gene Ontology annotation, molecular function: zinc ion binding; nucleic acid binding. Bases 129 to 518 code for a protein of 129 amino acids. The transcript has 4 exons.
GUUUCAUUUGAUCUUCACGAUUCAAUUUUUUUACUGCUGCACCGGUUACAAAAUAAAAACAAAUAACACGUGCCUCUGUUUCUUAUAUCUGUUUACUGUCAAUUGAACAAGAUUUUACAGGCGUAAUAAUGGGUAGGAUUGCCAGAAAGAAACAACACAAGGGAGAUAAACCAUUAAAGGAAAAAUACAGAACCAAACGUAAAACGAAAGAUUUGGAUCAAAUACACGAGGAUAUGAAGCCAGCUAAAGCACAGAAAUUGUUGAAUCAAGAGACAGACUAUGACAGACCAGGUGCCGGACAGUUCUAUUGUAUUCAUUGUGCGAAAUAUUGUAUAAAUGAACAGGCAUUAAAGGAACAUUUUAGAGGCAAACCUCACAAAAGGAGAAUUAAGGCACUCUCAGUAGAACCCUAUACCCAGGAGGAGGCUGAUAGAGCUGCUGGUAUGGGCUCGUACGUAGCACCUAAACCAAUCGAGGUUCACACACAAGAUAACAAAAUGCAGGAUGAUACAGGAUAAUACAGUGUGCAGAGAUUAACAAAAUUUUUUAAACAGUUGUGUUUAACGAAAAAUUAUUUUGUACUGUGAUAUGGGAAUGUAAAAACUGGUAGCUGGUACAAAAAAAAAUGCAUCUUGUUAUUAACAGUGAAUAAAGUUAAAAUGAUUGUAAAUGAUUUGAUUUUGAAUAAUUAUGCUAGAACAGAUUAUGAUUUCAUUAAUGAGUAAUUGUUAUGAAUCUGUAUGCUUUUGUUACACAUUUCUACUGUUUUUGUAAAAACUAGUAUAUGAAAUUAUUAUGGAAAAUGUACCCAUUUUCGAAAUGGUAAUGUUAGUGAUACAAACUAUUUUAAUGCGUAAUGGCUAAUGCAUUAUAAUGUGAAUAUUUAUUGAAAACAAUUAAAAAAACAAGCUUAAUUUUCAA